Suillus subaureus is the source of this 363-nucleotide messenger RNA. RefSeq lists its product as uncharacterized. The transcript has a single exon. NCBI's taxonomy places the organism in Eukaryota, Fungi, Basidiomycota, Agaricomycetes, Boletales, Suillaceae. The record is from RefSeq and is a predicted model, not a curated record. The annotation marks the transcript as partial.
AUUCUGAGUAUUACAUGUGAUAACAUGUCUAACAACAAUGUUAUGAUCAAGGAUCUUGCCAUAUUGGUGCCUGAGUUUGCAGGGAGUGCAAGUCAUACACAGUGUUUUCUGCACACUGUCAAUCUUGUAGCAAAGUCCCUCAUUCAUGAUUUUGAUGUGGCAAAGAAAGAAGCCAAUAAAGCCUUGUAUGGAAAGGAGGUUGCAAAUGAAAUUGAUGAGCUGAGGACAAAUGAUGAGAAUGAAGAAGAUGUAAUCAUUUCUCAAGACUUGGACAAUGAAUUGAUAGACAAUGAUGAAGGCUGGGUGGAUGAUGUUGAAUUGUUGCCAGCAGAUGAGCACAACAAACUACAAAAAAAAAUAUGA